ACAACAUGAGGUGUCUUGCUGCCAUCCACAACACAACCAACUGAAGAGCUGUGACAAGGGCUGAGCUAGAUCCCUAAGGAACCCUGUGUAUCAUAGGUUCAGUUUCAGCGUCCAAAUCGGACAGACCCAAGGUAACCGUAGUUAUAUAGCACAUCCGGACGCCUAGGUGGGAUUCAUUGGAAAUUCCAAAUUCAAAAGGUGUUAGAAAGUCGACGUAGCAAUGAAGAGAAAAUGAUUGCGAGCGUUUGAAACCAAAUGCAUUUAAGAUGCAAUGCAGAGGAUUAAACUAAAGCUAUAAAAGAAGGAAUGCACAAGAAAGAGUAUAACUUUCUUUAAACAAAAUGUUGAGCAAGCUUCAAAGAUUUGGUAGAAGACAACUUCACACAAUUGUCUCUAGAGAGAUCAUCAAACCCUCUUCUCCAACCCCUUCACACUCCAAAACAUAUAACCUCUCAUUGUUCGAUCAAAUCUCAUUAAAUUCACACACACCGAUUGUUGCAUUCUACCAAAAUAUUGAACAAAGCUCUCAUCAUAUAACACUCAAGUUGAAAAACUCCUUAUCGAAGACCCUAGUUCAGUAUUAUCCGUUUGCUGGUCGGGUGAAGAAAUCUAGCCCGAGUUUUGUGGAUUGCAAUGAUGAGGGGGUUGAGUAUACAGAAGCAAGCAAUGACAGCUCAUUAUCGGAUUUCCUACAACAAUUAAAACACGAAGAUCUUGAUCCACUCUUUCCAAAUGAUCUGAUCUGGUUCCACCCGCGAAUUAGAGGUGAUACCGAAGGUGUUACUUGCCCGUUAGCUGUUCAAGUCACCCGGUUUACAUGCGGAGGGAUAGCAGUGGCAUCAACUUUGUUUCACAAAGUUGGUGACGCACGAACUAUGCUAAACUUCAUCAAUCAUUGGGCCACAGUGACUGCCAAAAAAGAUGUAUCACUUAUAAAUCCAGAAAUCAUUCAUUACCAAAAAAAAAACAUUACAUUGCCAGACCUCUUAAGUGACAGGUCACGUGUUGGUUGUGUUACAAGGAGUUUUUUGUUCCCUAAUAAAAUGUUAAACAAUCUCAAAGCCAAAGUGACAGCAAUGGCUAGUGAAUCCGGACAACCUAUCGCAAACCCUACUCGGGUUGAAGUUGUGUCAUGGCUGCUCCACACGCGCGCAAUGGCUGCGCGCACCAAGAAUAACUCAGGAACUUUCACGCCAAGUGGCAUGGCCUUUCCGACUGACAUGAGAGGCGUUUUGGUAGAGAAAGUGGCAGGAACAAGGGUAGGAAAUCUUGUGUUCUCAAUAGAUGUUCCCACACGGAAUCAAAGCGAACUCGCGCCACAUGUAUCGAUUAGUGAGAUGAGGAAAGGGAAGACGGCUUUUCGAAGUAUUCGAAAUUUGGAAACUGCAAUGGAAAUGGUUGCUAAGAUGUCACCAGAAGUUGCCUUGGAGAGGUUAAAAAUAGUUGAUGAGUACUACAUAUAUUCAAGCUUGUGUAGGUUUCCAAUGUACGAUAUUGAUUUUGGGUGGGGGAAGCCCGUGAAAGUAAGUAUUGGUGGAACGAUAAAGAACACAACAAUUUUGAUGGCGACUCCGGAUGGCUAUGGGAUCGAAGCAUCCGUGUGUUUGGAAAAAGAAGACAUGAAGAUAUUGCAAAAUGACCCUGAGUUACAAGCCUUUUGCUAGUUUCUUAUGUUAUACUGUUUUAGUUUUGUUAUGUUUGCCGAGUUUAUUAUGCAUUUGAUAUAUGUCUUUGUUUUUUUAGAUAUUAAUGCAUUUAUAAUU
Helianthus annuus (common sunflower) is the source of this 1763-nucleotide messenger RNA. RefSeq names its product deacetylvindoline O-acetyltransferase. The transcript has 2 exons. Bases 342 to 1664 code for a protein of 440 amino acids. NCBI's taxonomy places the organism in Eukaryota, Viridiplantae, Streptophyta, Magnoliopsida, Asterales, Asteraceae. The record is from RefSeq and is a predicted model, not a curated record.